AAAAAAAAAAAGAGGAGAGAGAGAGAACUACGCAGCGUCAUCUUCUUUUGGUGCUAAAACACAACCAUUCAUUGGAGCCGCUCUCCAGACUGUUUCAAGAGAAUCCGCAACCUCUUUCUCUUGCCGAUCUGCUUCUCAAGUUCCCUCUCUCCCUCACCGAUCGAAUCAAGGCUGAACGGUCCUCACGGUUACUUUAUCAAUCUCGUUCUUGUAAUUACGGCUUCUUGAUUGGCUUUUUUGAAUUAUCAGAAACUCUGAACUUCUGUUUGGGUGCUGAGAAAUCGUGGGAGGGAAAGAUGAUGUGGGAAACCGUGGAAUGCGUGUUUUCGUGUUAUUUAGUGUUCUGAGGAAAGUGAGAAGCUUACCUCAACCAAGCUGAACGGGAACUGAAAUGUCCGAUGCAUAUGGGAAAUAUAUAAAUUUUAGCAGACCAGAUGUCUGCUGAAAUUUCUGUUUGCCAUUAACAAUACGUCUCAGAAAGAGUGGCACAUUUUCGGAUUCACAGGAGUCCAGUUCAAACAAUGGAUUCCAGAUUAUCAACCAUGACCCUGUAUCCCAUCCCAUCAUACAGAAAGUUUACAACAAGUGGAAGGGUAACUUUGCUGGCGCGUUCAAGGACUAGGAGAAGACCGCCCAAGAACCUCCGUUAUCCACGGCACCCCAAGAGUCCUCCCAACUUUGGUGUUAAUUUAUUCUUGAAGAAGACAAGCACGAACUCUGCAGACAUAUCACUUGCAUAUUUGAUAGAUGGUAAGAAACCUCGUUUAGCUGAAAAAAAAGGAGAGGGAGAAGAACAAGAACAAGAAGACACUGAAGAAGAAGAGGGUCGACAAGAAACUGGUAUUUGUUGGGAUUCAGAUGAGAUUGAAGCUAUUUCAUCGCUUUUCCAAGGAAGAGUGCCUCAAAAGCCUGGAAAGUUGAACAGAGAGAGACCCCUGCCACUACCUCUUCCCUAUAAGCUUCGACCUCUAGGACUUCCUACGCCAAAGAAACAUGUUAAAUCAGCUUCUCCGCUGGUUGUUUCUUCGCGUGCAUCCCUUUCAAAGCAAGUGUACAAGAACCCGGGUGUCCUUAUUGGUAUAGCCAGAGAGAUCAAGGUGAUUAGUUCAGAGGAAGACGUGUCUGUAGUUCUCAACAAGUGGGCUAGGUUUCUGAGGAAGGGAUCUCUGUCAUUGACAAUACGGGAAUUAGGUCACAUGGGUCUUCCCGAGAGAGCUUUGCAGACAUUCUGCUGGGCGCAGAAACAGCCUCAACUCUUCCCAGAUGACCGGAUUUUGGCUUCGACAGUAGAAGUUCUGGCAAGGAACCAUGAGCUAAAGGUGCCAUUCAACUUGGGAAAAUUUACAAGUUUGGCAAGUCGUGGUGUGAUGGAGGCAAUGGUGAGAGGGUUCAUAAGAGGAGGGAGCUUGCAUCUUGCCUUGAAGCUUCUAUCGGUUGCCAGGGAUGGAAAAAGAAUGUUGGACCCAAGCAUUUAUGCAAAGUUGAUAUUGGAGCUUGGGAAGAACCCAGAUAAACACAUGCUCGUUGUGAGCUUACUACAUGAGCUUGGAGAAAGAGAAGAUCUGAAUUUAAGCCAGCGUGACUGUACGGCUAUAAUGAAAAUUUGCAUUAGGCUCGGGAAAUUUGACGUUGUGGAUGGGCUGUUCAAUUGGUUCAAACAAUCUGGGUACCAACCAAGUGUGGUAAUGUACACUACUCUGAUUCACAGCCAUUAUUCUGAGAGAAAAUAUAGGGAGGCAUUGGCUUUGGUCUGGGAAAUGGAAGCUUCUAAUUGUCUUCUCGAUCUUCCAGCUUAUCGUGUGGUAAUAAAGCUUUUUGUUGCUCUGAAUGAUAUCUCAAGGGCCGUAAGAUAUUUUUCGAAGCUUAAAGAAGCAGGUUUCUCUCCAACUUAUGACAUAUAUCGCGAGUUGAUUAAAAUCUACAUUGUUUCUGGGAGGCUUGCAAGGUGUAAGGAGGUCUGCAAGGAGGCAGAGAUAGCAGGAUUCAAGUUGGAUAAAGACACAACGUCACGGUUGUUGCAGUUUGAAAGAGAAAAAAAGGGCACAAGUUCCUUAACAAUAAAAUCAUUACAUGAUAAGCAAACGAAACCAGCGGACUAGGAAGCAGCAAUUUCU
This is a messenger RNA of Carya illinoinensis, 2114 nucleotides long. RefSeq names its product pentatricopeptide repeat-containing protein At2g01860. Gene Ontology annotation, molecular function: protein binding. The record is from RefSeq and is a predicted model, not a curated record. The transcript is spliced from 2 exons. The coding region runs from base 522 to 2099 and encodes 525 amino acids. NCBI's taxonomy places the organism in Eukaryota, Viridiplantae, Streptophyta, Magnoliopsida, Fagales, Juglandaceae.